Molecule: messenger RNA, 3262 nt
Organism: Hyla sarda
Lineage: Eukaryota; Metazoa; Chordata; Amphibia; Anura; Hylidae
Gene: LRRN3
Product: leucine rich repeat neuronal 3
Exons: 2
Coding region: 659-2782 (707 amino acids)
Molecular function (GO): protein binding
Source: RefSeq, a predicted model, not a curated record
AUUAAUGAUCGCUGAGCAGGCAGCACCAUGUCAGUGUGACAACUGAUCGGGUGAAUGAUGCAGCACUAACCACUAGCACCAGCACCACAGAAAGGAGGAGAAGGGGUAGAGUCUACACAAGCAGCAUCUCUGUAUUGGAUUGUCAGCAUCAGCCACAGAGAAACAAAGCACCGGCAGCUAUGAAGGAUCUUAGCAAGAGGCGAGCUGCUCUGUUCAUGUUGUAGGAUAUGUGCAUGUGCAGACAACUAUAAAUACCCCUAUUUAAACCCAGGUUUCAGCGUGCAUGUACUGCAGUCAAAGCUGAGGAAUAUAAAGAGGAUGCUAAGUGUUGUUGGCGGAUAUCCCUGCUAUUAUUUCAUCUGCUAAUCAGCUAUGGGGGAAUAAGUGAAUAGUUUCUUCAAUGACCACCUACAGAAGCCACAUUGCCACAAUGGCUUUUUGAUGUCUAUCAAGAAUAGCAUGACCUUCACUCGCACAGUAUGUGCGGAGCAUUUGAAAAACGAGACUGCACUUGGCUUCAGGAGAAAGAAACAUUACAGUGUUGUGUGUUGAAUGCCAGCUAUAUGUUCAUGUAGUGACCAAUCAGUUAUUAAUAUUUAGAAGAAAAAAAAAACAAGUUCCCAUUGUGUGCUGCUGAACCAGUGUCAAGAACUGAAAAAUGAGGGAAUUAAAACUCAGAAUUAACUUGCUGUUUGGACUAACCAUCACGGCACUGGUGCAAGCUACUCAAAAAAACAUGGAUUGUCCAGAGCUGUGCACAUGUGAGAUUCGACCAUGGUUUACACCGCGAUCUAUUUAUAUUGAAGCUUUUACAGUGGAUUGCAAUGCAUUAGAUCUUUACAGCAUCCCUGACAGACUUCCAGCAAACACACAGGUCUUACUUUUACAGGCUAAUAACAUUGUAGAAGUUAAAAAUGUGGAUCAUUUUCCAGUAAAUCUUACAGGGCUGGAUUUAUCACAGAACAAUCUGUCCUCUUUGGUCAAUAUCAAUUUCACAAAUGCCCAUCAGGUGCUUUCCGUAUACCUGGAGGAAAAUAAACUAGUGGAACUGCCAGAGGAAUGCUUUUCUGGACUGGUAAAUUUACAGGAGCUCUACAUUAAUCAUAACCUGAUAGCCACAAUUUCUCCAAACACAUUUGCUGGGGUUGGCAAUUUGCUCCGACUUCACCUUAACUCAAAUAGAUUGCAAGUGGUUAAUAGUCAGUGGUUUGAAGCAAUGCCACAUCUGGAGAUUCUCAUGAUUGGUCAAAAUCCAAUAAUCAAAAUCGAAGAUAUGAACUUUAAGCCUCUUAUCAAUCUACGCAGCCUGGUGUUAACGGGAAUAAAUCUUACAGAAAUAUCUGAUAAUGCCUUCAUAGGCCUGGAAAAUUUGGAAAGCAUUUCUUUCUACGACAACAGAUUUGUUAACGUCCCCUCUGUCGCUCUUCAAAAGGUUCUGAACCUUAAAUUUUUGGAUCUAAAUAAAAAUCCUAUUAGGAGAAUACAAAGAGGAGAUUUUAGCAAUAUGUUACACUUGAAAGAACUAGGCAUUAAUAACAUGCCUGAGCUAGUUUCAAUAGAUAGUCUUGCCAUUGAAAAUUUGCCCGAUCUGAGAAAAAUAGAAGCAACUAAUAACCCGAAACUGGCCUAUAUUCAUCCCAAUGCAUUCUAUAGACUUCCUAAAUUAGAAACACUCAUGCUCAACAGCAAUUCUCUCAGUGCCCUAUAUAGAAGCACUAUAGAUGCUUUGCCCAACCUUAAGGAACUUGGAAUACACAGCAACCCCAUCAGAUGUGACUGUGUAAACCGCUGGAUAAAUAUGAAUAAAACAAGCAUCCGCUUUAUGGAAACUGAUUCAUUGUUCUGCGUAGACCCCCCUGAAUUUCAGGGUCAGAACGUUAGACAUAUACACUUCAGGGAAAUGAUGGAAAUCUGUUUACCACUCAUUGCUCCCCAGAGCUUCCCCUCCAAUCUGGAUAUAAGUACUGGCAGCUCUGUUUCCUUACAUUGCCGAGCUACAGCCGAACCGGAACCGCACAUUUACUGGAUCCUACCGUCUGGUUCUAAACUGCAGCCUAAUACAAUUAAUGGUCCCUUUUAUGUCCACGCUGAAGGAACUCUGGAAAUUACCAGCAUAACAGUUUUAGAAGCUGGACUUUAUACCUGUGUAGCAAAGAACCUGGUUGGAGCAGAUUUGAAAACAGUAGUGAUCACAGUAGAUGGAUUCCUACCUGAGGAUACCAAUGAAUCAGUCAAUAUUGACAUCAAGGAGGUUCAAAGUAAUUCUGUGUUGGUAUCUUGGAAUUCCCAGUCAAAGAUUUUGAAAUCUAGUGUGCAGUGGAUUGUAUCGCUGAAUGCAGAAUACACCAGAAUUGCUCAUAGUGUUCGGAUGCCAUCAGACGUUAAACAAUACAAUUUAACACGUCUAAGUCCUCAGACUGAAUAUAAGAUUUGCAUAAAUGUACCCAACAUUUAUCAGCAGAUGGAAAAGCAAUGCAUUAUUGUCACCACAAAAGGAAUGGAUACCAUUAGAACACAUAACGAAACCUUUAAAACAACAGCUCUUAUUAUUAUUAUGUGUGGCCUAUUUGGGAUCAUUACCGUGGCUUACUUUUUUAACUACAUAUCUAUAUACUUAAGACGCUUUUCUGAGCAGAAAUGCAGUGGAGAUCUUUUGCAGAUGCCCCCAUUUGCAUACAAUAACCUUUACCCUCCUUUGUUGAACCUUUGGGCUCUUGACAAUGAAAGCACAUCUCUAGAAGUGAAGUCUACAGUAAUACAAGUACCCAGUAUGAUGCCAUAAAAACGACACAAAGAGAAUGUGACCUAUGGAAUACAAAAAAAAAGCACAAGGUUGUAGUUGUGCUUCUCUUAAAGCAGGAAGACUAGUUUCUAGGAAACAAAGGACAACAUAAUGUUACGGUAUGCUAAGGCUUAACAUACUUAUAAGCCAGAUGCCCAAGUCAUUAAUACAAUAAAAACUAGAUACCACAAAGAACUAUGACUCCCUUUGUCACAUACAAUACAGAUAUAUAACUUUUGUUUGUAUUUUCCUUGGUUUGUUUCGAUUUUUUUAUAUUAUACUGUAGUUGAACUGAGCAAUACCUCCUCUUCUGUGAUGUAUUACACAUUUUAGCCAAGAGUUUUUCAAGUGACAGAAUUAAAUAGAAUUGACACGUGAUGUUACAAAAUGAACAUUCCUGUAGCGUAGUAAAGACGGUAAAUAUGUAAAACUUUUUUUAUGGAUAAAAUACAUUUUUGAUUAAAAUAAAAUUUACCUGUG